AUUAAACAGUCUAAUCCAAGGCGGACUGCUGUUACAUCAAAGUGCAGUAGGCUACUUUCAGUGUACCUGGAUGGAGCUGACAUGUGUUUUUCUAAACUCUUCAUCCGAAACACACACAUGUCCAUCCACAGGCCCACAGUCUCAUCUGCGGAGUUUCUUCUGGGUCUUGGGAGAAUAAGACAGAACACAUGGGAGCUUCAGAAAACAUAUAGGAGCGCCCCGCGGAAGAAUAGGCUGGGCGCGCGCGUCUAAAAUCAAAUAGAUCCUCCGCGCGCGCUAUCUGCCCCGCCAUCUCCGUCUGGGCGGGCUCGUGCUCCUCCUGUGUGCUGGCGGUGGUGGACGGGCUGGGGAGCGCGCGACACCAGGAAAGUAGCAGGUAGGCUGUUGUCCGCAUUGUGUGGUGGACACUAAUGGGUGUCAUUCACCCGGUCUCUGUUAGUGACAGGAAGCUGAUCACAGCAAAAGCAAAGAGGUCGACGAUCUGGGUGCGCGUAUCUCUCUCUGUCAAAGACACCAAAUUGUGGCACGCGGGAUACAAGGAAUUAAAAGCAGGAAUCUUCAUUAAAGAAACGGGACAUACGCAUGGCAAAGUUCAUUUUUAGGCUCGGCGUUGCUUUGUGUUUUUUUUUCCUUUACAAAUCUUUGUGGAAAUAGAUUGUACGUUUACUCGAUGUCUUCAAAAAAUGGCAUGUGGGGAAAUUGAUCGACACUUUGAUGGACACUUUGACACCGGACCUCGCGGCAGAAGGAUCCCGUGUACCCAAACAGCCUGCUGACCAAGACCUGGAAAAGUCAUCCGUCAUUUGUUUUGAACUGACAACAAAUAUCUUUAAUUGUUUUCUCCCGGUGCCAAAGACAUGCUCCGCACAGCAAAUAUUCUGACGUGCGUAUCGGGGAACCCUUCAAUUCGCCGCGGACAGUCAGCGGUCCUUUAACGCGCGCGGUCAUCAACUUUUAAGAAGCAUUCGCUCCACGAGCUCAUCACGUGCACCUCCACGCGCACAUCGUGAAGACGCUCUCAUCACGUGCACCUCCACGCGCACACCUUGAAGCCGCUCCGCGUCUCUCCAUCCUCUCUCUGAACUUGUGUAGGAGCGAUGAGGACGGGGUUGUGAACAGGGACUGUAAGAACCAAAGAGCGCCCAAGAAAUCACCGAGACGUCUAGGCCCGGACGGUGAGUCAUGAUUGACAGCGGGCCGAGGUGAGGAGCCCUGUCACUCAUCGUCACUAUCAGCCGUGUAAGAGGGGGGGUGCUAUAACUGAAGUCGCCCUCUUCAGGACUAACCUCUUCCUCAUCCUCCUCCUUCUCCUCCAACGCGCCGUCCCCUCCUCUUAUCUCCUCCGUGGCGAAGGCCGCUGACCCCGGGCCGCCAUUUUUGUCCCAAGUGACUUGCUUCUACAGGAGCGUCGACAGACGAAAAAAAGAACCCUAUCGUAUCUUCUUGAAGACGGAUAGACUAGAUCAGGAGGAACGCGAGGGUCACCCAGUCUGACCGCCUCUGCUUUUCAUCCAGAGCAGAAAACAAGUGGCAUGCGGCCGCGCCCCCCCACCCCCCGCUCUCCUCGACAGCUCCAGUUAGAGGUGGGAUUAUCCGAGGCACUGGGUCUGCUCUCCGUCGGGGCGGGGUGGACACGGUAUUGAGCGGCGGACCAGCCUGGCCAGGGAGAGGUGCACACAACAAGCUCAACACAAAACCAAAACAACCUCCGGACGUUUUUUGUUGUUCUAGGGAAGACCCCUCGAGAAGAUCCCAGCGUUAGGGAGACCCGGACACCUCCCACACCCAUACUCCAGCAGACGCUCCGCCAUGCGUCUCCACCUGGCGCUGGGCCUACUGCAGGCCCUGGGCAGCUGCUACGUGAGCCAUGCGGCCGUGCAGCACUACCCGGCAUGGGGACACUAUGACGUGUGCAAGUCACAGGUGUACACAGACGAGGGCCUCACCUGGGACUACAUGGCUUGCCAGCCGGAGGCGGCCGACAUGACCAAGCACCUCAAGGUGACCCUGGACCCCCCAAACAUCACCUGCGGGGACCCGCCGGAGACCUACUGCGCCCUGGAGAACCCAUACAUGUGUAACAACGAGUGUGACGCGACCACAGAGGAACUGGCCCAUCCUCCGGGGCUGAUGUUUGACUUUGAGGGUCGCAACCCCACCACCUUCUGGCAGUCCUCGUCCUGGAAGAAGCACCCCAAGCCGCUGCUGGUCAACAUCACGCUGUCCUGGAACAAGACCAUCGAGCUGACCGAGGACAUCAUCCUCACCUUUGAGUCGGGCCGGCCCGAGCAGAUGGUGCUGGAGAAGUCUCUGGACUACGGCCGCACCUGGACGCCCUACCAGUUUUACGCCACCGACUGCCUCGACGCCUUCACCAUGGAGCCCAAGACGGUGCAGGACCUCACCCAGCACACGCUGCUGGACAUCAUCUGCACCGAGGACUACUCCCGCGGCUACGUGUGGAAGAAUGACAAGACGGUGCGCUUCGAGAUCAAGGACCGCUUCGCGCUGUUCGCCGGGCCCCGCCUCCACAACAUGGCGUCGCUGUACGGCCAGCUGGACACCACGAAGAACCUGAGGGACUUCUUCACCAUCACCGACCUGAGGGUACGCCUGCUGCGGCCCGCCACCGGCGCCACCAUGGUGGACGAGAACAACCUGUCCAGAUAUUUCUACGCCAUAUCCGACAUCAAAGUCCAGGGCCGUUGCAAGUGCAACCUCCACGCCAAUGUGUGUGUGAUGGACAAGGACAAGCUGAGCUGCGCGUGUGAGCACAACACCACGGGCCCUGACUGCGGCCGCUGCAAGAGGAACUACCAGGGCCGUGCCUGGAGCGCCGGUUCCUACCUCCCCAUUCCCAAGGGCACAGCUAAUAUAUGUGAGUAG
Gadus morhua (Atlantic cod) is the source of this 2886-nucleotide messenger RNA. It is a transcript of the gene ntng1a, whose product is annotated as netrin g1a. The transcript is spliced from 4 exons. The record is from RefSeq and is a predicted model, not a curated record. Gene Ontology annotation, biological process: axonogenesis; tissue development; animal organ morphogenesis. Bases 1810 to 2886 code for a protein of 358 amino acids. NCBI's taxonomy places the organism in Eukaryota, Metazoa, Chordata, Actinopteri, Gadiformes, Gadidae.